AGAGCAGCUGGGUGCGGUACCGACGACAAGCCGUGUCCCCUGCCCCUGUCACCCGAGCGGCAGAGCCAGGAUCGAGGAUCCCACAGCAGCACCGAGACGCUCCGGCUGCUCCCCGGCAGGAUGGGAGACCCCUUCGGCCGCUGGAGCAGCAGCCCCUCCCGGAGCGAGUAUGACGACAGGACCCCGCUCCGACAUUCCAACAGCUUCGUCCGCCUCACCGGGAAGAGCAUCUACAACCAGCGCAAGGACUACGGGCAGACCCUGCUCAAGCUCCAGAAUGAUUUCCAGUACCACGUUGAGCACCUGCUGACGAUGCCCCUGGAGCGGGAGCUCCGCAGCGCCGAGGAUUGCCUGGGGCGCCUGAAGGACCUGGAGGAGCAGGGCCGGCUCUGGGGGCAGGAUGUCAUCCUGGAAGUCAAGGACCAGGAGCUGGUGCUGAGCGAUGUGGAGAGCAGGGAGGAGCUGGAGGCUUUCCCGCUGGGGAGCGUGCAGGGGUGCUCGGCCGGGCUGGACAACGCCGUGCUGGCCGUCAGCGUCCAGGAGAGGAACCCGCCGAGAACCAGCGUGCUGCUCUUCCAGUGCGAGCGCCUGGGGGCAGAGACGCUGAGGAGCAGCCUGGAGAAGGUGCUGAGGCAGGGGAAGGAGGAGCAGAGCAAUCGCUUCGGGCACAGGUAUGGGGGCCGGGACACGCCGCCGAGCCCGCCCCCGUACGCGGCCCCGGAGCGCUGGGCAGAGCCCCCCGAGCCCGACCCCCACGUGUCCCCCCGGCGUGGGCUGCUCUCCUCGGACUACCGCGUGCCGGAGCCCCCGCAGAUGCCGCGGAGCCGAGCCCCGGUCCCGGCCGUGCCCGAGGCGGACCGAGAUGUUGAGAUCCUCAACCACGUCCUGGGCGACCUGGAGCGCUUCAUGGGCCAGCUGAAGGCGGCGCUGAGCUCGGCCAGCACCAAGAAGAAGCUGAAGAAGCCAGCGCUGCCCCCGAAGGAUGGGUACACGGAUUUCUUCCAGAAGGUGAAAUACGCCCUCAACCUCUUGGGCCGGAGCCACCGGUACGUGAAGGACCCCGCUCCCCCCGAGCUGCUGCGCCUCAUCUUCUCAGCUCUGUCCUUCGUCCUUGGGCACUGCCCCAGCCCCGGCCUGGCCGCGGGCGUGCAGAGCCCGCUGCUGCUGCCCGAGGCGCUGGACUUCCUCGAGGAGAACCUGGGCGAUGACGACUACGGCGUCUGGAAGAGCCUCGGCACCGCCUGGAACAAGUCCAGGGCCGAGUACCCCAACGCCGCCCUGGUGCCCGCGUACACCCCGGUUUUUUCGGACGGGUGGCUGCCCCCCGUGAUGGAGCAGGACAGCGCACCGCCUGCCUCAGUUUCCCCGGCUCACCCGCGACACCGUUCCUCGUCCCUGCCCCCCGCACAGGCACCGGCCACCGGCUGGAGGGACCGUCCCGGCCGGGAGUCCCCGCUCCCGGGCCAGGGGCUGGUGCGGGCCCUGUACGACUUCCAGGCCAGGAACUCGCAGGAGCUGAGCGUCAGGAAGGGGGACACGCUGCAGGUCCUGGACCAGCAGAGGAAGUGGUGGCUGGUGCAGGACGAGCGGGGGGACAGGGGACACGUCCCUGGCAACAUCCUGGAGCCCCUCCCGGAGCCGGGGCGCAGCGCCAGACAGGACAGUCCCCCCACCCUGCACCCCAGCUCCUCGCCGGCAGAGGUGACGGCCUGGCUGAUGGACAAGGGCUUCUCGCGGAUCACGGUGCGGACCCUGGGCGUGCUGCGGGGCCACGAGCUGCUGCAGAUGAGCCCGGCCGAGCUGCGAGGCGUCUGUCCCGAGGAGUGGCGCAGGGUCCUCUUCAAGCUGUCCCCCAUCCGGACAUCCCUGGGGAUCGGCCCCAGGGACUGAGCCACCGAGGCCACGCUGCUGUCCCCAUCAUGUCCCCAGCCCGCAUGGAGCACCCUGGGAACGGCUGGACCUGGGGGCGAACCCACCCCCGCAUCCCGCCUGGCCCCCAAGACACAGAAUCACUCCUGGAAAUUAAAGAACGCCCCCCACAAAGGAAUGAGGGGGGCAGGCACCCCCCUCGGCGGGCUCAGGCGCUGUGAAGGGGCUUUGCACCCCCAAAAUGUACAGCGAUCGAUGUGGAAAAUAAAAGUGACAGCAGUGGGG
Molecule: messenger RNA, 2154 nt
Organism: Passer domesticus (house sparrow)
Lineage: Eukaryota; Metazoa; Chordata; Aves; Passeriformes; Passeridae
Gene: EPS8L3
Product: EPS8 signaling adaptor L3
Exons: 19
Coding region: 121-1890 (589 amino acids)
Biological process (GO): Rho protein signal transduction; positive regulation of ruffle assembly; regulation of Rho protein signal transduction
Cellular component (GO): plasma membrane; ruffle membrane; vesicle
Molecular function (GO): actin binding
Source: RefSeq, a predicted model, not a curated record